AUGGCCCAGGAACUUGUGGCCCCGAGCCUUCCCGGCUUCACCUUUGACAAUGUUGAGCGCAACCAGCACCUUGGCGCUGCCGGCUACGCCUUGCCCAAGUUUACCAAGACCGGUACCACUAUUUGCGGUGUCAUCUACAAGGAUGGCGUUGUUCUUGGCGCUGAUACCCGCGCCACGGCGGUACGUGCGUUUGCUGUGGCGCCGGUACGGCUGCCGACACGGAGAGCGUCACCAACGUGGUGGCCUCGCAGCUCGAGCUGCACCGUCUUCAGACUGACCGCGAGGUAUCAAGGCCACGUGUCGGCAGCCCUGGUGCUGGGUGGCGUUGACAUCAACGGCCCAGUGCUGUACAGCAUCCAUCCCCACGGCAGUACAGACAAACUUCCCUACGUCACGAUGGGCUCUGGUUCCCUUGCCGCCAUGGGUGUCUUUGAGGCCGGUUUCCGCAAGGACAUGAGCGAGGAGGAGGCGAAGAAGCUUGUGCGCGAUGCCAUUGCUGCGGGUAUCUUUAAUGAUCUGGGCUCGGGCAGCAACGUCGACUUGUGUGUGAUCAAGAAGGGUGAGGUGGACUACAUUCGGCCCCACGAGAUUGCCAACGUCAAGGGUGAGCGCCUGAACGAGUACAAAUACCCCAAGGGCUCGACGGCCGUCCUCACAGAGCUGAUCAAGCCCGUGGUGGUGGAUGAAGUGGUCCACCCCGUGACUGCCUCUGCGGUGGCCGGCAUGGAAACGGCUUCUGAUUUGUAA
Molecule: messenger RNA, 747 nt
Organism: Monosiga brevicollis MX1
Lineage: Eukaryota; Choanoflagellata; Craspedida; Salpingoecidae
Exons: 10
Coding region: 1-747 (248 amino acids)
Cellular component (GO): proteasome core complex
Source: RefSeq, a predicted model, not a curated record